CAUUUUCGUAAACAAACAAUUCUUUUAGAAAUUGUGCAAUAUUAAUACAUCAAACCAAACAAUGAAUAAGACAUAUGUCAGCAUAACUAAUGCAAGCGUAACUAAUACCAGCAUUACUAAUACACCAUAUUCAGCAUUACUCUUAUGCACCCUACCAAACGACCCCUAAUUUCUAAAAUCAAUUCUUCUGAAUUAAAUCGAAAAAGACGACUAGUUUAAUUUAAAACCAAAUAUAAAAUCAAAUUCAGAGGGUCCUCAGCCUUUGUUCAAAAUCAUGCAGGCACGUCUUGUUAAAAGCGAAUAUGACGUGAACGCAGAAAGCCAGCAAAUAUGGAAGGGAAAAGAAAAGAAAUCCUUCAUUUUCUAUCAACAUUUCCCUUUCUCUUCCAUAGAUGCCACCUUUUGUGUUAGAAUCAGACGAGGAACAGGCCAGACAACUAAAAAGCUGCUCCAGAUAUUAGCUAAUAGGAGUAAACAACCAUGGGGAAGCCCACAGGGAAAAAGAAAAGUCAUGUAAAAUCAAAAUCAAAUGCUGGAAAUGUGAAACAUAGUAAAGCUGCUUCAGAGCAUAAAUCCAAAGCAUUUGAUGAGGACACAGCUGUGUUUAUCAAGAUGUCUCAAGAACUGAAGGAAGAAGGAAACAAGCUCUUUCAGAAACGCGAUCACGAGGGCGCUAUGUUGAAGUAUGAGAAAGCCAUCAAAUUACUUCCUAGGAAUCAUAUUGAUGUUGCCUAUUUGCAUAGCAACAUGGCUACUUGCUAUAUGCAAAUGGGUAUUAGGGAGUUACCAAAAGCUAUAAAUGAAUGUAACUUAGCACUUGAAGUUGCACCAAAAUAUAGCAAAGCUUUGUUAAAGAGAGCAAAAUGUUAUGAAUCAUUGAAUAGGCUUGAUUUAGCUUUAAGAGAUGUGAACCAUGUUUUGAGUAUUGAACCUAAUAAUUUGACUGCAUUGGAGAUUGCAGAUAAGGUUAAAAAGGCAACAGAAGAAAACUUUUAUAAUGUUGAAGAUAAAAAAGUAGUAUUACCACCUCUACUAUCUGACAAUGUUGUAAAGAAAAAGAACAGUAAAUUUGACAGAAAGAAAGUUGUUGAGAUUAAGGAAGCUAAGGUUGAUGGGGUCGAAGAAGAGAAGACAGAGGACAAGGUGGUUGUGGAGGAGAAGAGAAGCGUUGAGGAAGAAAAACCAGCGACAAGAACAGUGAAGUUGGUUCUUGGGGAGGAUAUAAGAUGUGCACAAUUACCAGUUAGUUGCAGGUUUCAACUUGUGAGAGACAUAGUUCAAGAUCGAUUUCCAAACUUGAAGGGUGCACUUAUCAAGUAUAGGGAUCAAGAAGGUGACUUGGUUACGAUCACAAGCACCAAUGAGCUCAGGUUGGCCGAAUCAUCUGUUGAUACCCAGGGUUCUUUAAGACUCUACAUUACAGAAGUUAGUCCUGAUGAAGAACCUGUGUAUGAGGCAAUGAGGGUUGAAAAAGAUGUGAAUCCCAGUAUUUGCAAAUCAACUAUAGUCGCGAAGGAAAGGAGGAAACUGGAUAAAGGGCCAACAUGCCCCGAGAACUGGAUUGUCCAAUUUGCAACGCUAUUCAAGAAUCAUGUUGGAGUGGAUUGUGACUCAUAUCUGGAUCUUCACGAGACAGGAAUGAAGUUAUAUUCAGAAGCUAUGGAGGAUACUGUUACAAAUGCAGAAGCAGAAGAGCUUUUUGAAAUUGCUUCAGCUCAGUUCCAAGAGAUGGCAGCUUUGUCUUUGUUUAAUUGGGGAAAUGUGCAUAUGUCUAGAGCAAGAAAAGAAGUAUUUUUCACAGAAGAAGGUUCUGGGGAGUCUGUGUCUGAACAGGUUAAAUCUGCAUAUGAAUGGGCAGAAAAAGAAUAUGAAAUGGCAGAAAUGAGAUAUGAAGAAGCUCUUAGAGUCAAGCCAGAUUUCUACGAAAGCCUUCUUGCACUCGGUCAGCAGCAGUUUGAACAAGCAAAACUCUCUUGGUACUAUUUGAUUGGUAGUAAAGUAGAGUUAGAGACAGGGACAUGUGCAGAGAUCUUGGAGCUCUAUAACAAGGCUGAGGAUAGUAUAGAAAGAGGGAUCGAAAUGUGGGAAGAGAUGGAAGAACAGUGUCUAAAUGGACUCUCGAAACACGAUGAAUAUAAAGCUCAGUUGCAGAAAAGGGGUUUGGAAGGCAUACUUAAAGAUAAACCAGCUGAAGAAGCUAAAGAGCAAGCUGAAAACAUGAGGUCUCAGAUUUACCUGUUAUGGGGAACCAUUCUCUACGAACGUUCUGUCGUGGAAUUUAAGAUAGGAUUACCAACCUGGGAAGAAUGUCUAGAGGUUGCAGUUGAGAAGUUUGAACUAGCUGGAGCUUCUCAAACUGAUAUUGCAGUCAUGAUAAAGAACCACUGUUCCAACGAAACUGCUAUGGAAGGGUUCAAGGUUGAUGAGAUUGUACAGGCAUGGAGUGAAAUAUAUGAUACAAACAGGUGGCAAACUGGGGUGCCAGCUUUCAGGCUAGAGCCACUGUUCCGUCGUCGGGUUUCAAGUCUUCAUUCUAUACUGGAAAAUAUUUAAAUUGCAAAGCUUACGAUACACUAAAGCAGAGACAACUGGUAUUGUUAUUUGGUGAUAUUUCCAAGUCAUUAUAUUCUUUUUUGUGAAUUACUGUCUUCGUGAUUGUUAUUUAACUUUGGAGCAAAUUGCUGUUGCAUCACGAGUUUUGGCUUUGAAGACUGGUUCUUUCUAGGAUGUCAAGGCUGCUGUACAAUCAUUGGCUUUUAUGGUUUUGGUUAAUCUUGAAUAGAGGAUCCAAGCAAAGUAUCUCUUUGUGAUUUGCAUUAUUUGCAUUCAAUUUUUCACACAGCUAGUAAAGUAAAGCACUGGAUUUGUAAGUCUGUUGUAAAUAGAAAUAGCAUACUCAGUUUUCAUCUGCACUCAAUCCCAUAGAUUUUGUAUAAUGUAUUUGUUAGAAAUUGUCCUCUUUCAUAUCAUAUUCUAGUGUGUCUCUGUUGAAGAUUC
This is a messenger RNA of Nicotiana attenuata, 2997 nucleotides long. RefSeq names its product HSP-interacting protein-like. Bases 481 to 2553 code for a protein of 690 amino acids. The record is from RefSeq and is a predicted model, not a curated record. The transcript has 4 exons. NCBI's taxonomy places the organism in Eukaryota, Viridiplantae, Streptophyta, Magnoliopsida, Solanales, Solanaceae. Gene Ontology annotation, molecular function: protein binding.